AUGCAACGCUUUUCGCAGGUUAACCGCAGCAAUACUGGUACCAUGGCGGCUAAUGUAGCUCUAUUUGCCCGUUCUGCCGAUGACGACUAUUUGGCGGUGCCAGAGAAGCCCGUCGAGGACGCCGACACCACCGCGGAGUCCUCUCAAUUCUCAGAAUCCUCUUCUCCCCUAGCGCGUAGAAAACGUGUCCGCACCCCUACUGCGCUCAACAUUUGGGCAGAGAGCCGUCAGCCAAAUCGCCAUGAGCCCGAACGCAACAAGCAUGGCCAGAAGAUAUGGUAUUGCAAGCGUUGCUCCUAUUCCCAGGCUGCCCAUAACAGAGUCCGUGGCCAUCUGCGGGAUAAGCACUGCGUACUGAUUUUCGAGCACCAGUCAGCUAAGAAGCUUGGACAGGGAGUCGCAAUUGACAGACUGUUUAGACAGCAAGCCGCGAGACAAAACGGACAGGAUGUUGAGCGGGAGAGAUACCUUCGUGCAUCAGUCGAUGAAGUCGCGUAUAAUCAAGCGCUGGUGAACCUUAUCACGGCGCAUAGUCUUCCCCAUAGCCUGGUCGAGUGGCCCGAAUGCCGGCAACUACGAAAAGCCUUGCUUGCCCUGCGAGAGCUCGAAGGUUCUCACAGCGGUGAAGCUAUUGCAGAGACGUUCCUCCAGGUCGUCGAUUCCUACGGUGUCCGCGCCAAGAUGGGAUACUUUACGCUUGAUAACGCUUACAACAAUGACACAAUGAUGCACACUGUUGCCGAGACCUGUGGCUUCAAUUCCACUCAUCGAAGACUUCGCUGUAACGGCCAUAUCAUAAAUCUGGCCGUGCAGGCGUUUCUGUUCGGUAAGAACAAGGAGGCUUCUGAUGAGGCAUUGCGUCAAGUUUCACGGCUGUCCCGCAGGGAACAGGAGGGAGCUGUUGGAAGAGCGGAGACGGCAACUGCCUGGCGGCAAUAUGGGGCACUCGGUAUGCUGCACAAUCUUGUGGUGUGGAUUCGCUCAUCAACCCAGCGUUACCAAGCGUUCCUGCAGGCUGCUGGCCGUAUAAUCCCGCAGGACAACUCGACGAGAUGGAACUCUUGGUAUCGAAUGAUUCAUGUAGCCAUCGCACUCCGCAAAGAGCUUAACAGCUUUAUGGAUGAUCGUUAUUCAGAGAGUGACAUCAGAUUUGAUUACCUCCAUCCAGAACACUGGCAGGAGCUCCAAGAGAUCCACGAUUUUCUACAACCUUUCUAUGAGAUUACUAAAGACACUCAAUGGGACAAGACGUCUUUGGAUGAGGUGAUUUGCUCCAUGGACUUUCUUGUUACGCAUUACAAAGCAGCCAUGGAGCAAUUCCAGCACAACACUACCAUGGUUGAUCGCAUUAUGACCAGCUGGUACAAGUUCGACGAUUACUAUACGCGUACAGAUGACACACCAGUCUACGCUGCGGCAAUCUUGCUUCAUCCUAGCCUCAGAGAAGCACAUCUGAAGGAGGCAUGGAAGGACCAACCUCAAUACAUUGGCCCAGCGAUUGCGGCCGUGCGCAAGCUAUGGGAUGAUUUCAAGCCGCAGCAAGAGCCAGAAAUCGAGGAGGACCUUUCGGCUUACGAGGCAUACAAGAAACGGAUCUACCAAAAGUCAUCUUGCCAUGAUGAAUUCAGCCGAUUCAUCGAGGGUCCAACGCUGCCAAUUGGCGACUCUUCUGCCCUUUCUUGGUGGCUUGAGCCGACGCAGCAAACCUCCUACCCCUCUCUCUAUCAUCUUGCAAUAAAUAUUUUCUCGAUACCAGCGAUGUCAGCGGAAGCCGAACGCGUGUUUAGUGGGGCCCGACGUACGGUUUCUUGGGAUAGAGGUCGGCUCUCUGCACAGAUAGUGGAGUAUACGGAGUGCUUGAAACACUGGAUUAAGAGCGGGCUCCUGGACCAGCCAUAUAUGAUUCCUGAACCAAUGGACGCUGAGUUGGAUUCUAGAGACAUAGAAAUGUUGUCUGAGGGUAUUGAACCCCGUGUAGUCCCAUUAGAAUAA
This is a messenger RNA of Pochonia chlamydosporia 170, 1992 nucleotides long. Its product is annotated as restless-like transposase. Gene Ontology annotation, molecular function: protein dimerization activity. The record is from RefSeq and is a predicted model, not a curated record. Lineage: Eukaryota; Fungi; Ascomycota; Sordariomycetes; Hypocreales; Clavicipitaceae. The transcript is spliced from 2 exons. The coding region runs from base 1 to 1992 and encodes 663 amino acids.